Phanerochaete carnosa HHB-10118-sp is the source of this 1707-nucleotide messenger RNA. RefSeq lists its product as uncharacterized. Bases 22 to 1485 code for a protein of 487 amino acids. Lineage: Eukaryota; Fungi; Basidiomycota; Agaricomycetes; Polyporales; Phanerochaetaceae. The transcript is spliced from 12 exons. The record is from RefSeq and is a predicted model, not a curated record. Gene Ontology annotation, molecular function: FAD binding.
CGGGUGUCCUAAUCGCUGACCAUGCGCCGCUCGACUGUUGCUGCCCUACUCUCUGGACUCGCCCUCGCGAAGGCCGACGCUAAUGCCACUACAUCAGCAGUGAAUGCCUGUAACCAGAUCGCUCAGGCUGUAUCCUCCGCCUCCGCUGUCUUCUGGCCAGGGACCAUCCAGUACACCGAGGACGUCAGCCAUUGGGCUACAUCUAGCAAUGCUAUUGCUACGUGCUCUGUUGAACCAGGAACUGCAGAGGACGUAGGACAAAUUCUGCAAAUCCUCGGGAGCACCAACACUACCUUUGCCGUCAAGGGAGGUGGUCACGCUACCAACGCCGGUUUCUCCUCCACAACCGGCGUGCAGAUCGCGAUGUCCCGCUUCAGCGACGUCGUCUACAACAACGCAUCACAGACAGUCGACUACGGCAUGGGCCUCAUCUGGGACGAUGUUUAUGCUGCGCUUGAGCCGUACGGCGUGAAUGUCGUCGGAGGCCGUGUCACAGGCGUCGGCGUCGGCGGUUUCAGCACUGGUGGAGGAUACUCCUGGCUGACUAACCAGUAUGGGCUCACGGUCGACAACAUUGUCGGCUUCGAAAUUGUCCUACCUAAUGGACAGGUUACGAACGUGACCGAGGCGAGCGACGCAGAUCUCUUCUUCAGCGUGAAAGGCGGAUACAAUAACUUUGGCAUCGUUACACGGAUCACAGCCAAGGCCUAUCCCCAAGGUCAAGUCUGGGGGGGUAUCUUGGUCGUUGCCGGCGACCAGUGGGACGCCCUUAACAAUGCCACUGCAAAGUUCCAAGCUGAGGUCACAGACCCUAAGGCGCAAGUCCUGCCAACAUACAAUUUGGUCAUUGGACUGCCUGCAGCCUCUGUCCUUAUGUUCUAUGACGGGCCCGAGCAGCCGGUCGGGAUUUUCGAUGACUAUCUCGCACUUCCUGCGAUCGAAAAGGACAUCAGCACUCGCUCCUUCCUGUCUCUUGUGCAGUCAUCGCCCUCUAACGCGACUGCCAGCACUCGUGCCGUCUUCAACACCAUAUCGCUUACGACACUCACGACGGGGCUGCUCGAGGCGGUUGUCAACGAGACCCAGUUCUGGUCAGAGGAGCUCGCGCUGAACUCUGCCACCUUCAUCUCCUACGACGUCGAACCCUUCCUCACGACGCUCUUCACGCACGGCUCGGUGCAAGCCUCCGCCUACCCGCCGACACGCGCCCAGGGCUUGCUCCCGCUCAACAUCUACUACGCGUGGGGCCUCCCCGAGGAUGACGCAAUCGCGCAGGCUGCCGCGGUGCAGAGCGCGGCGCAACUCAAGGCUGUCGCUAUCGCAGAGGGCCAGGACAUCGCCGACGCGCCUGUUUACGGCAACUACGCAGUCGCGGGCACACCGGUCGAGCAGAUUUUCGGAGAUAGCCUGCCCAGGAUGCGCGCGACGAAGGAGAGGGUCGACCCGCAGAAUGUCAUGGGUCUCACUGGUGGCUGGAAGGUCUGAACCCGUCCUAUACCUUUUCUAGUUCGGGUACUGUUUGCGGGCCUAGCUUUCGUUCGUUGAGUUCCCGAUGUGAGGUAUCGAUCAUGACGCGCGACGGCUUUGCAUUUUGACGUCUCUGCUGACUUAGCCGCGAAUCCGUUAGAUCUUUGAUGGUGCGCUGGUGACGAUUUGUCGGCACGAUACUCAGAAUUGUGAUCUUGAUUCAAUAAAGGUCACACACCG